AUGGGUCUAAACUCAAAUAACAGUGAUGAAAACAAAACAAACCACACAUAUUCUCAUUCUCUCUCUCUCUCUCUCUCUCUCUCUCUCUUCGAUCUAACUCCGUUUCUAUCUCCCUCUCUGUAUAUCUCAUUCACCUUUCUUUCUUUCUUUCUUUCUCUCUCUCUCUCUCUCUUUCUCUAUGUUUUUACUCUCACAUUUUUCUUUGAUCUCUCUCUUUAUCUCUCUUACUCUAUUUCUCUCUUUUUCUCUUCUCUUAUUUCGAAAAUCUCUUACUAUUGUCUUUUUUCUUUCCUUUUCUUUUUUUCAGUUAUAAUUGUUUCUAUUCGAAAAUUCUGUCUUUUCUUCCUUUUAUCUCACUUUUUCUUUGAUCACUCUCUUUAUCUCUCUCUUUCUCUCUCUCUCUCUAUUACUAUUCUCUUUUUUCUCUUUUCUUCUUUUUUUCAUUUUCGUUGUCUCUCACUUUUUUUAUUUCAAUCAACUUCUGUCUCUUCUCUUUAUCACACUCUGUUUUUAUCUCCCUCUCUGUAUAUCUCGUUCUAUUUCUCAAUCCUCACUCUCUCUCUCUCUCUCUCUCUCUCUCUCUCUCUCUUUGAUCUAACUCCGUUUCUAUCUCCCUCUCUGUAUAUCUCGUUCUAUUCCGCUAUCUCUCUCACUCCCUCUCUCUCUUUAUCUCUUCUUGAUCUCACUCCGUUUCUAUCUCCCUCUCUGUAUAUCUCGUUCUAUUCCGCUAUCUCUCUCACUCCCCCUCUCUCUUUAUCUCUUCUUGAUCUCACUCCGUUUCUAUCUCCCUCUUUGUUUAUCUUGUUCUAUUUCUCCAUCUCUCUCCCACCUCUCUAUCUAUCUCUUUUUGAUCUCACUCCAUUUCUAUCUUUCUCUGUAUAUCUCAUUCUAUUUCUAUAUAUAUCCCCUCUCUCUCUCUCUCUCUCUCUCUCUCUCCUUCUCUCCACCAUUUUUCUCAAGGUUUUCAUUCUGUCAUUUUUUCUAUCUUUUCUCCUGUUACUCUAUGAUUUAUAUUCGAAAUUCUCUGUUCAGGAUAUUCCUGUCUCUCUAUUUGAAAUCGUUAUUCAUUCGACUCCCGAUUUUAUUGCUUCUUGCUACUUUUCAUUUAACCCUCUCUCUCUCUCUCUCUCUCUCUCUCUCUCUCUCUCUCUCCCUUACUUCUUUCUAUUUACUUAUCUCAAAAGGUUUUUUUUUUCUCGCUUCUCUGAUUCUCUCUAUAUUCUCUCAUUCACUUCCAAGUUAUUUUCUCAUCAACCAUGCUGA
This is a messenger RNA of Acanthosepion pharaonis, 1263 nucleotides long. The record is from the annotation of a GenBank genome assembly. Lineage: Eukaryota; Metazoa; Mollusca; Cephalopoda; Sepiida; Sepiidae.